Molecule: messenger RNA, 5011 nt
Organism: Saccostrea echinata
Lineage: Eukaryota; Metazoa; Mollusca; Bivalvia; Ostreida; Ostreidae
Exons: 33
Coding region: 30-4808 (1592 amino acids)
Biological process (GO): proteolysis
Cellular component (GO): membrane
Molecular function (GO): protein binding; serine-type endopeptidase activity
Source: RefSeq, a predicted model, not a curated record
ACUAGCGACAAGGUGACUCAGAGUGAAACAUGAAGUUCCCGGCACUCGCAUUUCUUGUAAUUUUCCUUUUAUUAGAAGAAGGUUUCUGUCGAGGAAAUGAGAAAAAGAACAAUAAACGUAGACAAGGCCUCGGUAGGAGGGGCAAGUCUGCAAAUAGAGCGUCGAACGUCAAUGUGACGGCCCCUCAUACAUUACAAAGGCUGAGGUUUGGUAACCACGGAAAUUGGUCAUUGUACCAUUCUGGUCGCCUUGAAGUUAACAGAGGCGGGAAAUGGGGGCCAAUCUGUGAUGACAACCUGGAUAUCAUGGACGGUCACGUGGCCUGUAGACAAAUGGGGUUUACGAGGGGUGCUGAGAGGGUAUUUGACAAGUCCUUUUUUGGUUCUGGUCCAUGGAAUUCAAGCGAUAUACUAAUGGAUGAAGUGGGCUGUAUUGGCCAAGAAAAAGAAUUUUUAUCUUGUCCCUAUAGUAUUUAUCAUGACUGUACAUCCAGGGAAUUGGCCUCUGUUGCUUGCAAGGAAAACAUAGGAUGUGAAGAAGGUUGGAUUGCAGGCACAGAAGGUUGUUACAAGCUACAUACCACAGCCAAAAGCUAUCGCAAGGCCGGUAGAAUCUGUUCCAUGGAGGGCGGUCAUUUAACCAACAUUGAAAGCAUUGAAGAACAUAACUUCCUAUCUCGACUUCUUCAUACAGUAGAACAGGACAUCAACAUUUGGAUGAUUGGAGGAAAACGUAAAAAGUCAAGCUGGUAUUGGGAAAAGUUAUUACGCAUUCCAAAGGAAUCAAUAAGAGGACAGAAAAAGAAGAAAAACAAGAAAGGAACCCUCCAAACAAUCAAAUCCAAUAUGACUUACAGCGGGUUCUUUCCAGGUUGGCAGCCAAUAAAUUACAAUAGACAGCCCUCCAAGAAGAAAGGUGAAUACUGUGUAGGCUUAGCCCAUCAAUACCUACAUCCAAAUGGCUCAAUAACGUCUGUCCAGUUUUAUUUCUUUGAUGACAUCAAAUGCAGGAAAAACAAGAAAUACGCCUUUGGAUUCAUAUGUGAGAAACCACUGCGGAAGAUGGACAAACCCAGUACAAGACAAUCUGAUGAAUGUUACUUCGGAAAUGGGGAGACUUAUAGAGGAGAUCAGACAGAAACAACAAUUGGGAGUACUUGUCAGAAAUGGUCCAAAUCAUCAUACAUCAAUGGGAACACUCAUCCUGGAAUGGGUUUAGGAAAUCAUAAUAAGUGCCGUAACCCUGACAACAGUUCAAAGCCCUGGUGUUGGGUGGAUGCAGAUCGUAAUCGCUUUGCUUACUGUUCUGUACAAAAAUGUUCUCCAUCUCAGACUACUCCUGCCAUUUCUUUUAAUGAGGAUUGCUAUGUUAGUGAUGGCGAAUCUUACAGGGGUUUUUAUAACAAAACAAAGAAGGGUUACACCUGUCAAAACUGGCGAUCUUCCUCAAAAGUUAACCCAGCAACACACCCUGGAAAGGGAUUAGGGAAUCACAAUUUGUGCAGAAAUCCUGAUGGGGACACCAAACCCUGGUGCUGGGUGAGGGUUAACCGUAAUGAGUUUGAUUAUUGUGUGGUGCCCCAAUGUUCAGAUUUAGUGACAAAAACUGAACCACCAGUUACCACUACAACAGCACAGAUUGAUUGUCCCGUUAACAAGUUUUUUUGCCACUCAAGUACCGAAGACGUCUGCAUUCCUCAACUGUUUCAAUGUGAUGCUGAAAAAGACUGUCAAAAUAAUGAGGAUGAAGAUAAUUGUGAAUAUAAAAUCCCAUUAUUUACAAAACGUGGAAAUUUUGCAAUCAUGUCCUCCGGAGAGGUGGCUUAUGAAAACAUACCACUAGAACUGUGUGCCAGAUACUGUUUGCAGUCCACUCGGUUUGUCUGUAGAUCCUUCCAUUUUGUAAUUGGAAAGAGAGAGUGUUUUCUGUCAUCAAAAAAUAGAGAGAGGGUCACAUCAAGUGGCAAUUACUCUGCCGUUUAUGACUACUAUGAACUCAAAUCGCAGAUUAGAGGAUGUCCCGGAGAAUUCAAGUGUAAGAAUGGCCGCUGUAUUGAACGAAAUCUACAAUGUAACUCACACGAUGACUGCGGGGAUCUCUCAGAUGAGGAGGGGUGCGUUGAGAAUACUGUUCCUCCUCUGGGAAUUCGUCUAGUGGACGGUGACAAUGGCCAUUCCGGCAGAGUGGAGCUUCAAUACUAUGGGGAAUGGGGAGUUAUAUGUGAUGACAACUGGGACAUUAGAGAUGCAAGAGUUGUCUGCAGAAUGCUGGGCUUCGAGGGAGGAGCAGAGAAGGCUACACGGUUGGGUUCCUUUGGUUAUGGAAAUGGAAACUUUCUCUUGGACGAGGUAAACUGCAAUGGCACCGAGAGAACUUUGGAGGAGUGUGAUAAAGAACCAUGGAAGGAUCAUGACUGCACAUCAUAUGAAGUUGCAGGGGUUGUAUGUUAUCCAUAUAAAGAAUGUACUGAAGAAGAAUUCCAAUGUGAUAAUAAUAAAUGUUUGACAUCUCAACAAGUAUGCGACGGUACAGAUGAUUGCUCAGAUCACUCGGAUGAAAACAGAUGUGAUAUACAAGUUAACCUGGUGAAUGGAAAUGGCCCAAACAGUGGGAGAGUUGAAAUAGUAAGGAAUGGACUCAAAGGGACCAUUUGUGAUGAUGGCUGGUCAGAUAAAAGUGCUGCUGUUGUCUGCAGAAUGCUUGGCUUUCUAGGUGGCCAGGCAAAAUUCGACGCAACCUUUGGGGCAGGUUCAGGGGUCAUCUGGCUUGAUGAUGUUGAGUGUCAUGGUAAUGAAUCCUCUCUGUUGGAAUGUUCUAGCAGACCCUGGGGAGAACAUAAUUGUGGUCAUACAGAGGAUGCAGGUGUUAUUUGUGAAGGUGCUACAGAUGUUACUACCAGAAAAUCCACCACAACUACAGAGUCCACUAUUCAAUCAUCCACAGUGAGGAUCAGACUGGUUGAUGGUGGAGCUGCCAGUAGAGGUCGUAUAAAGAUUUGGUAUAAAGGGAGAUCAGGAUCUGUCUGUGAUGAUGACUUUGAUGGCAAGGAUGCCAAUGUUGUCUGUAAUAUGCUUGGAUACAGUGGUGGUAAACCUUCUAAGCUGUAUGGUCCUGGUAAGGGCACUAUCUGGCUUGAUAGUCUGAACUGUCAUGGAAAUGAAUCCAACAUCCAGGAUUGUAAACAUGUUGGAUGGGGAGUCUCAGAUUGUAAACAUGAAGAAGACAUUGGUGUUGAUUGUGAAGAUGAGUCUGUUUCUGCUCCAGAAGUGAGAGUCCGGUUGAUUGAGGGAAAUGUUCCCAAUGAAGGGCGAGUGAUGUUAAUUGUGCAAAAUAAGACAGGGACUGUAUGUGACGACUUCUUCACUGAUAUAGAGGCCAGAGUAAUUUGUCACAUGCUUGGCUACAGAGGUGGUGUAGUUGCAGAGGAAGGUUACUUUGGUCCGGGUUCAGGAAUUACUCUUCUUGAUGAUGUCAAGUGCCAGGGAACAGAGAAAUCCAUAUCUCAGUGUAGACACAAUGGAUGGGGCAUCAACAAUUGUGAACAUUCUGAGGAUGUGGGUGUUAUUUGUGAUGCCCCUUCCACCACAUUAUCUCCAACAACAAUAGAUCAAAGCUCAGAUAAAAUAAAAAUUCGUUUAGUGAACAACUUAAGUGGGGUUAAGAGCCUGGGAACAAUAGAAAUAAACCACAAGGGGGUCAAUGGAACUGUGUGUGAUGACGAUUGGGACGACCUUGAUGCCAAAGUCGUGUGCAGAAUGUUGGGAUACAGGAGUGGGGCAGCGGUAUCCAAUGCCCGAUUUGGACAAGGGACUGGUCCUAUUUACCUGGAUGACGUGGCUUGCAAUGGUGAUGAGGAUUCUUUGCUAGAUUGUGAUAAUGCUGGAUGGGGCAUCAAUAACUGUGGUCAUUCUGAAGAUGCUGGUGUUAUAUGUUAUGCUGAUGAUGCCUUUUCUACAGAUGAUUUGAAUGAACUCCCUUCAGAGUGCGGCCAACGUCCAAUGGAAUCGCUGAUCAACUCUAGACGAAGAAGAGACACGGAGGAGAGAACAGUUGAGGAAUGGCGACCUCCACUAAAGAUAUUUAGUGGAUUUAAUGCUGACUAUGGAAUGUUUCCGUGGCAAGUGGCCAUUAGGAAAAUCAUCUUUAAAACAAGAACCAGACAAAUAGAUGCACAUCACUGCGGAGGAACCAUUCUCAGUCCAUCCUGGAUUCUAAGUGCUGCACAUUGUUUUGAUGAUGAGGUGAAAUCAAGGCUGCUAGUUAGAGUUGGAGAUUUGAACAACAAGGACCCAGAUCCCUACGAAGAAGAAUUUGAAAUAGAAGAAAUUUACAUGCAUGAGGAGUAUGAUGAUGUAACUUAUGUCAAUGACAUAGCCUUGAUAAAGAUAACUCCUAAAGAUGGUCGUGGUAUAACAAUGGGUUUGUACGUUCAGCCUGUCUGUCUGCCAACAGAAACCACAGUGUACGACGUAGAUCUGGAUUGUUACAUAUCUGGAUGGGGCAAAACGGAAUUGGGAUCACCAAAUCUCCUUAAAUAUGCACAAAUUCCGAUUAUAAAGCAGAGGACAUGCCGAAGACUUUACAAAGGUUCCUUGUCUGACAGUAUGUUCUGUGCAGGGUACAUAAAGGGUGGAGCUGAUACCUGUCAAGGGGACAGUGGGGGACCCAUGGUCUGUAAAGUCAAUGGUAAAUAUACUGCAAUGGGGGCAACUUCUUGGGGAAGAGGCUGUGGGGAUCCUAAUUCUCCAGGGGUGUAUACCAAUGUCAAAAGUCAUCUACAGUGGAUCAGAGAAAAACUCGCCGCAUAAUAUUUUAAAAGUGUAUCUGUGGACUUCUUAAAAUAUAUUUUGCUACAUGUAUAUUACUAUAGUUACCUCAGUGCAAUAUUGGUUGUAAAUUCUGUUUUCAGGAUGUUUGUAAUCAGAUUACAGAAUUCAUCUUCAUGGUUUUUUUUUCUGCAUCUUAGGAAUGGAUUUUUAAAUAAUAGUGUUUUAUUAUACCAUGAAUAAAU